UCUUCUCGGCGACGCUUUGCGAGAUGGGCGGCGCUACGGGGGAAGCGGAGCCCAGGAGAGAGGUCGCCUGUCUGUUUAUGGACGCCGGUGCUUGCGCGUCGGGCGAGGCGGCGGGUGCAGAGGUGCAGCAUUGCUUUGGCGUCGGCUUUGCGCGCGUCGGCAGCUUCGUGAACGCACGCGUCGCGCCGGCCAGAGCUGCAGCUCAAAAGUGGCCGGAGAGGCUGUCUGCAGGCUGGCUGUAAAAACAGCCUCUGGCGGAGGCCAGCUGUUCAAAAAGCGUUGUGGGCGCCCGCUACAGUACGUGCGCGACGGCUGACGAGCUCUUCGGCAGCGGCGGCACGAGUGCCUUGCGCCUGAAGCCGCCACGCACAGGGCUCAUAAAUUGCAAUUGCUCAUCGAAUCGAUGGAACCAGAGGUCGUGAAGGAACCAGAGGUCGCAAUAGUCGGAGGAGGCAUCACGGGAACGGUCGCCGCCACGACGCUGGCGCGUUUGCUCCCCGGCGCGCGCAUAACGUUGUUCGACCAAGGACGAGGCCUCGGCGGGCGAGCGUCGCACCGCCGCGUUGAUGACGGCGAGGUCGUGGCGCCGUGGGCGCGCUCGUCGAUGGCCUUUGACCACGGCUGCCAAUUUUUCCAGGGCGGCGACGCCGAGUUCCGCGAAAAGAUUCUCGAUCCGUGGCUCGCGGCCGGCCUCGCGGCGGAGUGGCAAGGCAAAUUCGCCGGCGCGGGCGAUUUCUUCGGCAUCGGUAGCGAAACGGUAUACGUCGGAGUCGGUGGCAUGCAUACGGUCACGGCAGGCGCCGCACAAAUGUUAGAAUGCAACCACUCGAACUUUGUGGCGCGCUGCGGUGUUCGCGUGGGCGCCGUCGCGCGCGCUGGUGAUCGCUGGGCUCUGUCAGGGGUUGGAGGCGAAGCGGCCAUCCACGACUCGAAGCUUAAGUCUUCAGAUGUAGAGGCGGCGCGUGCGGCCGCAGCGCUCGGAGAAUUCGACGCCGUCGUCGUCACCGACGCGUCGGCGGCCCAGGAGUCCUGGCACCGCGCGUCGGCGGGCCUGCCCGAGGCGUUUCUUGCGAUGUCGAAACGCGUCCGGGAUCGGGUGCGCGUCGCCAUGUUCACCGCAAUUGUCGCGUUCGAGGAACGAGUGCCUGUUCCCUACGAUGCAUCGUCUUUCCAAGACUCGACGCUCUGGUUCGCGGCGAAGACCAAUUCGAAGCCGGGCUUUGAAGCGCUCGAGAAGGAGUGCUGGACGCUCGUCAGCACGCCGGCGUGGGCGGCGGCCGAGGUCGAGCGCGUGCCGAUGCGGGACCCGGCCACGGGCGCCUUCAUCCCGCAAAGCCCCGAGGUCUUGGAGGCGCCCGCGCGGGCGCUGCUCGAUGCCUUCGCCGCCGCGGUCGGCGCGCCGCUACCGGCGCACACGUAUCUCCACGCGCAGCGCUGGGGUUCUGCAAUGCCUGCACCGCUUACGCACGGCCGCGACGCCGACGGCCGCUCGGACGCAACAAAGGACGUGCUCGGGACCGCGUUCGACGCGUCGUCCACGGAACAGUUCGCGGGUCUCGGGGGCGGAGGCGCCGGUGACGAGGACUUCGUCGACGGCGGGGACCUCGGCCUCUACUACGCCGGCGACUUCUGCUCGCCGCGGCCGCCGGGCGUCGUCGCCGCCGCGCUGUCGGGGAAACACGCGGCGGAGGCGUGCGCACAGCGCCUCCAUGUUAGUGAUGUGCGGUAUAGUUAAUAAAGACGGACAAAC
Messenger RNA from Pelagomonas calceolata, 1750 nucleotides. The record is from the annotation of a GenBank genome assembly. Lineage: Eukaryota; Pelagophyceae; Pelagomonadales; Pelagomonadaceae.